Molecule: messenger RNA, 2518 nt
Organism: Gopherus flavomarginatus (Mexican gopher tortoise)
Lineage: Eukaryota; Metazoa; Chordata; Testudines; Testudinidae
Gene: MED25
Product: mediator complex subunit 25
Exons: 21
Coding region: 34-2454 (806 amino acids)
Biological process (GO): positive regulation of transcription by RNA polymerase II
Cellular component (GO): transcription regulator complex; mediator complex
Source: RefSeq, a predicted model, not a curated record
AGCGGCUGUGGGGCUCGGGGCGCCCAGGGGGCGAUGGUGGUGCCGGGGCUGGAGCUGCCCGCGCAGGCCGUGGCCGGGAUGGUGGCCGACGUGGUGUUCGUCAUCGAGGGCACGGCCAACCUGGGGCCCUACUUCGAGUCGCUGCGCAAGCAUUACCUGCUGCCCGCCAUCGAGUACUUCAACGGCGGCCCCCCAGCUGAGACAGACUUCGGGGGAGACUAUGGGGGCACCCAGUACAGCCUGGUGGUGUUCAACACGGUGGACUGCGCCCCGGAGUCUUAUGUGCAGUGUCACGCCCCCACCAGCAGCGCCUACGAGUUCGUUACCUGGCUGGACGGCAUCCAGUUUGUGGGGGGCGGUGGUGAGAGCUGCAGCCUCAUCGCCGAGGGACUCAGCACGGCCCUGCAGCUCUUCGAUGACUUCAAGAAGAUGAGGGAACAGAUAGGCCAGACCCACAAGGUCUGCAUCCUGAUCUGCAACUCGCCUCCCUACCUGCUGCCGGCCGUGGAGAGCACCACCUACUCUGGCUACACCACCGAGAACCUGGUGCAGAAGAUCGGAGAGCGAGGGAUCCACUUCUCCGUCGUGUCCCCCCGCAAGCUGCCGGCGCUCCGGGUGCUCUUUGACAAGGCCACGCCCGGUGGGAUGCUGGAGGCCCAGCCCAAAGACUUCAGCCAGGAUCCUCGGCACAUGAUCCUCAUCCGCGGCAUGGUGCUGCCGGGUGGCAGUGCAGCCUCUGGUGCCAUCCAGCCCAAGCAGGUGGUACCCCAACCGCAGCUCCCCACCGCGCCCCCGCAGCACCCGCCGGCCCCACAGCAGCCCCUGCUGCCCGCCUCCCAGCCCUACCAGGUACGUCCCCCCCCGGGGGGGGUCCCAGCCCUGCCUCCCAGCCCUACCGGGUACGUCCCCCCCAGGGGGAUCCCAGCCCUCCCUCCCAGCCCUACUGGGUACGUCCCCCCCGGGGGGAGUCCCAGCCCUGCCUCCCAGCCCUACCAGGUACAUCCCCCCCGGGGGGGUCCCAGCCCUGCCUCCCAGCCCUACCAGCCCAGCUCCCUCAACGCCGCCCAGGCCGCAGCGCAGUCUGCCGUGGAGGCCGCCAAGAACCAAAAAGCCAGCAUAGCCUCACGCUUCACCCCACUGAACGCCUUGCAGACGCCCUUCAGCCAGGCACCCGCGCAGCCGCUCCCCUCCGGCUCUGUCCCAGCCAUGGCCCCCAAGCUGCCGCCCUCCUCCCAACCCAGCCUGGUGUCCACCGUCACCACUGGCUCCAGCCUGCUGACCCAGCCGCCCGGCCAGCCCCCACCACAGCCCGGGGCCCCAGCCAUGCCUAGCAGCGUGGCCCCUAGUGGUGUGAGCGUGACCCCCCCGGCGGCCCCCCAGCUGGGGGCGGCCCAGCUGUCCGGAGCCCAGCAGUCGGUCACCAACAAGGUGCUGGCCUGGAACGGGGUGCUGGAGUGGCAGGAGAAGCCAAAACCAGCCUCGGUGGACUCCAGCACCAAACUGACCCGGUCGCUGCCCUGCCAGGUGUACGUCAACCCUGGGGAGAACCUGAAAACGGAUCAGUGGCCCCAGAAGUUGAUCAUGCAGCUCAUCCCGCAGCAGUUGUUGACCACGCUGGGCCCCCUGUUCCGCAAUUCCCGUAUGGUGCAAUUCCACUUCACCAACAAGGACCUGGAGUCGCUCAAGGGGCUUUACCGCAUCAUGGGCAACGGCUUCGCGGGCUGCGUGCACUUCCCCCACACGGCGCCCUGCGAGGUCCGGGUGCUGAUGCUGCUCUACUCGUCCAAGAAGAAAAUCUUCAUGGGGCUGAUUCCCUACGACCAGAGCGGCUUCGUCAACGGCAUCCGGCAGGUCAUCACCAACCACAAGCAGGUGCAGCAGCAGAAGAUCGAGCAGCAGCGCAGCAUGGCCGGCCAGCAGGUGAGCCCCGCCAUGGCCCCAGGCCCCGUCCUGGACGACCAGCAGCGGCAGCAAAGUCUGUUGCAGCUCCGGGUGCAGCAGCAGCAGGCAGCCCCAGCUGCCCCCCAGGCCCCCCCGGCCCCUGGCCCCCCCCAGGCUGGGCCUCAGGCCACACAGGGGGGGGCCCUGCUGCGACCCCAGAACCCCGGCGCCAACCCCCAGCUCCGCAGCCUCCUGCUCAGCCAGCAGCCGCCCCAGCCUGGUGUCCCGCAGACCCAGCAGCCUUUGCACCACCUGCAGCAGGCGUCCCAGGGGCUGCUGCCCCAUCAGGCCAUGGGGCAGGCUAUGGGGCAGCAGCCGCUGCAGCUCCCUGGCCAGCCACUCAUGCACCAGGCACCUGGGCAGCAAUGGCCAGGCCAGAUGGCCCCACGGGCCCCACUGCCAGGUCAGAUGCUGAUGCCCCCAGGGCCCCGGGGCCCAGGCCCCCAGCCCGGCCUGCAGCAGGUGCAGCCGCCCAGUGUCAUGGAAGACGACAUCCUCAUGGACCUGAUCUGAGAGCAGCGCCCCCCAUGUGUGUGUGGGGGUGUCUGCACCUGUCAAUAAACCUCCUGCCCCCCCU